Nematostella vectensis (starlet sea anemone) is the source of this 2617-nucleotide messenger RNA. RefSeq names its product equilibrative nucleobase transporter 1. NCBI's taxonomy places the organism in Eukaryota, Metazoa, Cnidaria, Anthozoa, Actiniaria, Edwardsiidae. Gene Ontology annotation, molecular function: neutral L-amino acid transmembrane transporter activity; L-amino acid transmembrane transporter activity. Gene Ontology annotation, biological process: transmembrane transport; neutral amino acid transport. The record is from RefSeq and is a predicted model, not a curated record. The coding region runs from base 222 to 1799 and encodes 525 amino acids. The transcript is spliced from 10 exons.
UGCAACCGGAAGUUAAAAAAUACUGCCUCUGUGGUUGCUUCGGAGUGACUUCAUAUUGCUGUCAUCGUACAAGAUUUGCGGCUUGAUAUUGACACCAUAGGUGUUGGUAAAACACUUGUAUCUUUGAGUCUGGGGCCGGGGUCAAAAAUUCCGUUGCUAAGAGCGUGCGGCUUGUGGUAAGAGCGAUCUUCUUAUUCUUCGUCUCAUCGACUCUCUCCAACAUGACUCACAACCAAACAUUGAGGGCAUACAUUUUCCCAGUAUGCGCUGUUCUGUGUGCAAUUUUCUCUAUUCCUUUGAUUGGCUGGCCGUCUUUUAUAUUUGUGAUGAAAGACGAGAAUUUCUUCCUUGACGAUUGUUCUGUCAAUUCUUCCCGCAUUUUGAACCCAAGUGAACUGAGCGAUAGAGAUGCUAUGGUUGGCUGUACAAAGCAGGAAAAGUGGUUUAGCUUGACUUUAACCGCCGCAGUUUUCUUUGGAGAUUUUUUAUCGAUAAUUUCAGGCUACGGUAUCGAUCGGUUUGGUGCCAGGCAAGUUUUCAUCGCUUCCAGUGUGCUGUACUGCUUAUCUGUCGUCUUGUUGGGUUUCGUCGCCCGAGGCACGUCAUUACUACUAUUCCCAGCAUGCAUCGGGCUCGCUAUAUCCGGGAUAGCGGUUCUUUGCUCUCUAGUGCGGGCGUCCACAAUGUAUGGCAAGAAACAGUCAGCGUUCGUAAGCCUUUGCUCAGGCGCAGGAAAUUCCGCCGCAGUGGUCCUUCUCUUCUUUAAGGUUAUCUAUGACCACAAUGUACCCUACAAGUACAUCUGUUAUGGUUACGCUACUGUGGCCGGUGUCAUCUUCUUCAUAACUGCUGCAAUCUUUCCUCGUAACGAGGUGAUCAAUCACGGAAAGCGCUCAGUCGGCGCGCGAUUACUCCAAAAUAAGGAGCAAAAACCGGAGGGAAGUGUGGGGUCCGCGCGCAAGCUGGUGAUAAGUCACGUGUUCAGUGGCGUAUUCCUGUGGACUGUUGCGUUCAAUGGUUUUUGCAAGUGGCGGCUGUGGUUUUACGUGGCUUCUUUUCGCCAAUAUAUGGCGUCAUUUCCUGGUACCAGCCCUAGCAUGGUUGAAAGUUAUGCAAAUUACUUCGGUAUCAUUCAAUUGUGUAGCAUCGGUUUUGGGCCAAUCUUGGGAUUUGUUAUUUCUUCUGGGAAGAGAGUAUCAAAGAGACUUGACAGCACAGACGACAGCUCAUCUAUGAUAAUCCAAAGCAACAGUAGCGCAACAUGCAAGGAUGCGCAAGCUUGCAAUGGCUCCUACAUUUCCACCGCUCAUCGCAUAUUAGAAGUUCAUGGGUGCCUAGCGGCGUUUUCCGCGACUUCAAUCCUUCUCUUUCUCGUUAACAUAAUGGUGGUUGCCCCAGUCCCCUCUUUACAGAUCAUCACGUUUGUUCUCGUAACCGCUAUCAGAUGUUUCUACAAUGGAUCUGCAUCAAGUCUAUUCCUUGUGGCGUUUCCCGUCUCUAGCUUUGGCGUGAUGAAUUCGUUAAAUAUGGUCACAACGUCCCUCAUCCAGUGUCUUCAGUAUCCCACGUAUAUCGUCCUGGAAAACUACUUUCCAAACCAGAUUAUUUAUAAGAAACUGCCCUUGCGCUUGCUACGCAGGCUACCCAGCCGUGGGAUGGGAAAGGAUCGCGGGCACACCGACACCACAGCUCGAAUAAAGCAGACCACAAGAGAAAGCCGGCUUUUAACACUUGUGAUAGUACUAAGAAACUUCUUUGAAGAUAAACAACCAGGAAAGGGCGGUCAAAUUAGCGCUUGAACCCCAGGAAUUUUAGGCAAAGAAGGGCAGAGAUAAAGUUGUUGAGAAGAUCAAAGAUGUUACGGAUCAAAAACUCUGUUCUCUUAUAAGGAGUGGAACAAGUGAGAUGAAAUCCAAAAUGGACGCUAUUUCUAUGAAGGAAGUAGGAACCAUGGUCAGGUUUUUUGAAGCAGGCAUUGCUAUUCUCUCGCCCAAUGAAGCCGAUGAAGAGGCAACGGAAACAUAGGUGGAAACCAAGAGACCAUGAUGUAUAUCAUGGUCUCUUGUGGAAACCUAGCCUAAAAUGAAUUGAUAAUUCAUUUUUAUAUGCCUGUUUUUGUUUUUUGUUUUGUUUUAUUUAGCUCUUAACAAUAUGUACACAUAGUUCAUAGCUGUCAACCCACUUGGACAGAAAUAUUGGGAAAUCGAGUGAAAUACAGAAAAAAAAAAAAAGAGCCAAUGCGGGCGAAUACGUAUAAAAUGUAUGAACAUUCUCACAAAAAAUAGAGGUUAGACUUGUGAUGAGGUCCAUUGUGACACCCGCCUAAUGCGGGUGAGUUGACAGCUUUGAUGGUUUUUUUCCAAGCGAGGCAUUUGGCUCUACUUGUUCAAAAUUAUCCCAUGCAAGAACAAGAACUAGUCACAGUCCCUUUGCUCUGUGGCAAAAAGUUUUAUUAUAGCUCUCCUAAUAUAGGAUUUUUGGGGACCAAAGAUGCGUAGCAGAACAUCUAAAAUAUUGCAAAAAAAAUUAUGCGAAACAUUAAUAAAUAGAUAGAAAAAGAACAAUAGCUGUCAAUAAUUAAUCCUAAAAGUAAAAUAUAUUAAUUGAUAAAAGGCCA